Messenger RNA from Folsomia candida, 2679 nucleotides. Its product is annotated as lanosterol 14-alpha demethylase-like. The transcript has 4 exons. Gene Ontology annotation, molecular function: monooxygenase activity; iron ion binding; oxidoreductase activity, acting on paired donors, with incorporation or reduction of molecular oxygen. The record is from RefSeq and is a predicted model, not a curated record. Lineage: Eukaryota; Metazoa; Arthropoda; Collembola; Entomobryomorpha; Isotomidae. Bases 235 to 1746 code for a protein of 503 amino acids.
AAAGUGUGUCCAGGACUAAAAUACGACAGCAAUGAUUCAAAAAUUCAUACACGUAACAUUAUUUUUUUUUCGUAAACGCCUACAUAACUACUGGGAAAAAUAUUUCUUGUUUUUUUAAGAACAGUGAACUCAUCACGGACCAGGCAGACUGGCUCGUGUCCAGUUUCAUAGCAAACUUUGUUUCAUAAUGUAAUAGCUUCCAUAUCGGUCAGUUUAAAUACUUUAGAAACUGAAAUGGGGAGUAGUUUAACCCAUAUGCAAAAUUUGGGGUCACUCCCACCGCUAGACCAAGGAUUUAUCUUAGCAUGGCUUUUUGUAUCAAUUCUACUAAUUAUUUAUCAACUCUUCUACAAAUUACCACCAAAAAAUUCUUACUUUUCUCAAAAAAUUCGCCAACCACCUAGCUUACCCUAUUCCCUCCCAUUUUUCGGGCAUGCUUUGUCCAUAGGGCGUCACGGGAUUGACUUUUUAUCAAAAUCUUACACCAAAUAUGGACCAAUCUUUCGACUAAAACUAUUCCGUUUUUCACUCCUCGUCAUCUGUGACACGAGUUUGGCCUCAGAAUAUUACAAAACCGAAGAAAGCGUCUUUUCCAUGUUUGAGUUCAUCCAAAGAAUCUCCGUUCUGGACACACUUCUCCCAAACACUGACUUGACCUGCUUUCCAAACCAGAUUAAGGCAACCUUAGCUUUUAAAAAGGACUACUUUCCUAGAAUUGAGGCGGAAGCGAAACUCCUUGUGGAACGGGUAAAAGAAGUAAUAAAAUCGGGACAUGAACCCGAUCUAGUUUUAGAAGCGAAUCGCUACGUCACACGACUUUCUGCCUUAUCAAUUGGUUCAUUGGAAUUGGGAGAGGAAGGUGUCGAAGCAUUUUCGAAAUUUGGCAAAUUAGUUGGGAACAUUGUUCUGGCAAGCUUUGUCUUUCCGAGGUGGAUAUUAAGACCAUUUUACACAAGGCGAUUGAAUUCGCAUAGAAGAAUUCUGGAAAACAUCGUUAUUCCGGAGAUUCUAAAGUAUCGGGCAGACGAGAGUAAAAAUCAGUCCGCAUUUUUCCGCGUGGCCGUCGACUAUCGCCGCGAAGAGUCCGGCCUGCCCUUAUCAAAUCACGAAAUUUCAAAUAUCUUUAUUGGAUUUUUAUUCGCCGCAUUUGGCAACACAUCGCUUGCCUUAAACAAUUCCAUAAUUGAUCUCGCAAUGAAUUCGAAAUACUGUGAAGAGCUUAAAAACGAAUUAAAUGAGUUGCCCAAAUCUACCGGAACUGAGGACCUUUACACGAUCAUAAGGAACAGUAAGUAUUUGAAAGCCUGCAUCCUAGAAACCGUGAGAACCUCGCCGCAGGCAUUUUCCACAGGGAGAUCACCAUACAAAAAGGGAGCCACUUUGGGCGGUUAUGAUGUUUCCGGUGUGGACGCAAUUGUCCUUUGUCCCCCACUUUUACAGUGUCAAGGGCCCGUUGCGGAGAAAGUCUUUGAAGCUCCAGGUUCUUAUAAUCCGACCCGUUUCCUGGACAAAAAAGAUCCACAAACGCCACCAUAUAUUAAUUCAUGGGGAGGAGGGCAUCAUCCUUGUGCAGGUCGUGUCAUGUCAUUGAUGGCGUUACAAACAGCACUUGCAUUAUUUGUCAAACAUAUUCAAGUUAAAGUCAGUGAAACAACCAAGGUUGUGGAAGAUGCACUUUCACCCAUGGCAUUUGUGGAGAAGAGAUUAAUUGGCGUAGAGUACAGUAUAUUGGAAGACGAUAGUUGAACUUAAUUCAUUUUACACUCUUCAUUUGUACAUAUGUAUACAAUGAAUAUUUAGCUCGUACAUGUGCAUGCAAAUGAAAUUCCGGCAGGAUGAGAGAAAAUGAAUUUACAAAAAUGCGAAUGUAUGUUUAUAUUUAUUUACUAAUACAUACAUACAUAGAUACGCAUAGCUAAAGUGCUAACCGGCAGAGUGAUUUUAGUGGUAAUACUGUAAACUGAGGAUGAGAGAGAAAGUAUUACAUAAAUAAGUACGUGAGCCUACUCUUAUUUUAUUUGCUGUAAAAUCUCGCGGUAAAAAGGUUUCCACCUGGCCCAUACAGUUCGCACCCAAUUCCAUUCAAAGCUUAUGGUAACUUAAAACUUUAGACAUAGGGUUUUGAAUGGAAUUGGGUGCGAACUGUGUGGGCCAGGUGGAAACUUUUUUACCGCGAGAUUUUAUAGCCAAAAAAACAGGAGUACAUGUGUAGCUGAAGUUUCUUGUAAUUUGGCAUGGCAGGUAUUAGGUUGCUCUUGUGUAGUCAACCAUUAUAUACUUAUCAAUAUAUGUAUGUUAGCUCAAUUUAAUGUAUUCAAUGACUAUUUAGGUUUUACUAUGUUAAUAAAUUUACAUGAAUUUAACCCGUGUAAAACUAAUCCUAAGAAUAUGGAUGAUUUAUGCAUGUAUGCUGUUGUAAAAUGGAUCAUCAUUUUCUACAUCUCAUUUUUAGUGAUGAUCCAGUUUGGACUUUUAUGAGUACAUAGGCCAAAACAAUAUGUUGUUUUAUUAUUUAAAAAAAUACAGUUUUGUUUGAAUUCAGUUGAUGAAUCUAUGUAUUGAUUGGCAUUUAUGAUGCAAACAGCUUUACCUUUAGGAAUUGAGUAUGAAUAAUGUCUAAAUGAAAUUGAACCUAAAAAAUUAUUGGGGAAUAAAAUUCAAUGCAAAAUUAGAAAUGUA